AAGCAACCCACCCUACAUACACGCUACUUUGUAGUGUGACGUCGUAUAAAGAAAAUCCGGUUUUGAUCCCCACAAGGAAGUUGAAUAAUAUUUUCAAUCAGCAACAUGAUUUGGAAAUACGGAUUAUUAUUAACAUUGUUUCUCAUAUAUUCAUCAUUCAUUAAGGACAUUUCCUCGGAUUCUAUGUGUUUCUACAACUUGACAGCAAACUCCACCGUCCAGACAUUUACCUCCCCUGGCUAUCCAAAUCACUAUGACAAUAAUGAGCGGUGUGAGUGGCUAAUACAGGCGGAGUCCAGCAAUCUGACAAUCAUCGCAGAGCUGGUCGAGUGUCGGACAGAAGGCAGAAUCUACGACUUUAUCUCUGUAUACAAUGGACCUGACAGGAACAGUACCAGAAUCGCCCUGUGGGGUGGAACUGUGCAGAACACGCUCACAGUUCCCAGCAGUGGAAACAGGAUGUACAUUUCCUUCCAGUCAGACAGCUCCGUAACCAAUCGAGGUUUCGUCAUCAGAUAUUACCAGUCCAAUAACGCAGGUGAGUUUGUUGUCACUGUUUGCAUCAGUCGCGAGACUGCGAAACACAGUGAUAUAAAGUCUACUUCAAAACGUUCAUGUAAUAAUCCAUAA
This is a messenger RNA of Gigantopelta aegis, 630 nucleotides long. Its product is annotated as deleted in malignant brain tumors 1 protein-like. Bases 106 to 630 code for a protein of 174 amino acids. The record is from RefSeq and is a predicted model, not a curated record. Lineage: Eukaryota; Metazoa; Mollusca; Gastropoda; Neomphalida; Peltospiridae. The transcript has 4 exons.